AUGGACAAACCCUCUACCCAUUGUGAAGAUAACGACACCAAAACGGGCACCCCUGCAGAGGCCUCAGAAAAUACUAAAGGGAUUCUUCGACAUGGUCGAUUUCAGACUAUCAAAGUGGAAGAGGAUGAAAUUGCCGAACCACAAAGAAAAAAAGGAUUGGUCUUACCUUUGGCAUACACUAAUCACAACAAUAACGAUGUUAUGACACACAUCACUUUCCCAUCAUGCGGAGUACUCCCUGAAGAGAUCAAUCCUGAGACUACCGCUCAAAAAGCAAGUACUGUAUAUAACCCAUUGGAAAGAUUCAAAAACCAUGAUCGAGCUCGUCAAGGCAACCAUGGAACGUUCAAUGAGAAACCGAAGGUGACCGACAGUGAUCAGAUUCUCAAUCAAUUACGUGAAAAGAUCGUUUCCACUAUGAGGAACCCCAAGAAAUAUGGUUUCAAGAAUAUCUGUCUGCUACUGCUCGUUCUGUCCUACACAUUACUCGGUGCAGCCGUAUUCUACGUGAUCGAAUCCAAUUAUGAGCGUAAGACGAUUUUGAUACGAAAAGCGGCAUUGGACAAAACGAUAGAAUCUAUCGCAAAAGAAAUGACUGAGACGAUCAACGACCCUGAAAAAACGGUCGACGAGCAGACUAUGAUCACAUACCUACAGCGCACCUACAUAACCCUUCUGAAGCAGGAGUCGGCCUACGACGGUAGUACGUUCUACAAGGCUGAGGAUAUGGAGCGCAAUCUGCGGUGGACAUUUGGCAGCAGCUGCUUUUUUUCCAUGAACGUCUACACAACCACUGGUUACGGUUCGAUAGCGCCGGAGUCAAGUUUGGGGAAAGCAUGUGUGAUCAUCUAUGGGUUCCUAUUCGUUCCCCUGACUUUGGUGGUCAUCCGACACCUCGGCAAUUCAGCUCUUGUCAUACUGACCAACUUCUAUGCAAACAUCGUCAUACGAUGGAGGCGAUUUCGUUCCAAGAAAGAUGCUGAGAAUGGUGAAAUCUUCACACUCCCCGUUCUUCUAUGUAUGCUCUUCAUGCUCGUUUACCUAAUGGGCACGACCACUCUGAUAUUUCUUUACGACAAGUUUUCUGGCGAACCAGACACGGGCGUCAGCUAUUUCCUGUCGUUCUACUUCUCCUUCAUUUCAAUCUCAACAAUUGGUCUCGGGGAUGUCAUGCCUAACAAUGUGACGUUCGAUCCGAUCAUCACAGCGCUGUUCUUUUUUGGAAUGCCACUCAUGAAGGUUGUAAAUAGUUCUACGUAUCAGAGUGUCGAAAAAGCAACAAUCGGUUUACUUACUCUUCUGGAGAAUCGCCUUAGUUCAAUUUGUGAACGAUCUCGAGUGGCUGAUAUGGCCGAGCAUUCUUCAAAGUCUCGGGCGAUCACACUGGCGGAGGCGACAGCUCCCACUGUUCUGGACGAUCCCCGAAACCAGUUCACUAUCCAGUCAGUACUGACGUUUAUCAAGUCGGAUGCGCAUGUGUAUGGACAUCGUUUCGGACGAGUGGACUUGACAGUUAGAAAAGAUACCAUCUAG
Messenger RNA from Haemonchus placei, 1533 nucleotides. NCBI's taxonomy places the organism in Eukaryota, Metazoa, Nematoda, Chromadorea, Rhabditida, Trichostrongylidae. The record is from the annotation of a GenBank genome assembly.